AUGGAACGCUCUGAGUACUGCUAUGUUUACCAUUUAGUCCAAGAUUAUCUGAAAUACGUUCUUCAGGAACCACAGCUUGGACCAGCCCCAAGCAGAGUUGCUCAUGUUUUAAGAACUACUGCAUCCUUUCUGCAAAAGGAAAAUGAAGAGAGUCUGAAACCAUGUUUGGACACACUUGAUAUUACCUCUGUAGAUGCUGCCAGAAGAAUUUUCACUGAAGUCGUGGAUAAAGAAUUUGCUGAUGGAAACACUAACUGGGGACGGAUUUUGACAAUAUUUAUGUUUGGAGGAAUUCUUUCUAAGAGGCUUCAAGAACACAAAGUUCAGCUUACAGGAGAUAAUAAAGAGCAGAUUUCUUAUUUCAUCACGGAGUACAUUAUAAACAACAAGGCUGAGUGGAUAGAGGCAAAUGGAGGUUGGGAAAACGGCUUCCUACCUAUGUUUGAGGAAAAACGAUCAUGGCUGUCCUUAUUCAACAUUAAAGCAAAAAUCAUGGAUGCUUUUUCCUUCUUCAGUCAGUACUAUUGA
Molecule: messenger RNA, 528 nt
Organism: Terrapene triunguis (Three-toed box turtle)
Lineage: Eukaryota; Metazoa; Chordata; Testudines; Emydidae
Gene: BCL2A1
Product: BCL2 related protein A1
Exons: 2
Coding region: 1-528 (175 amino acids)
Biological process (GO): mitochondrial fusion; release of cytochrome c from mitochondria; intrinsic apoptotic signaling pathway in response to DNA damage
Cellular component (GO): mitochondrial outer membrane
Molecular function (GO): protein heterodimerization activity; channel activity; protein homodimerization activity
Source: RefSeq, a predicted model, not a curated record